AUGUCGAUCUGUGCUACUUGUUGGACGUGUCUGGUGGAUCUUGAGGGGUUAAAUAUGAGGCAUCUGUGGAGACCAGGAAUCAAAGCCUUUCUAAGGAUGAUAGAGCUUGUAGGAGCCAACUACCCUGAAACACUGGGCCGUCUCCUCAUACUGAGAGCACCCAGAGUGAUUCCUGUGCUCUGGACUUUGGCCGACUCUGCCAUCAUUUCCACACUCUCCUCGUUGAUCAAUACUCGGUCUGAUGCACUUGAAGGAAUGAUUAGCGCCAAUGCUCUGAAGAUAGAAGGGCUGAAGAAAACGGUAGACUUUGUGUGUGCCGAAGUACAAGAUUUGAAGAAGAAUGUGAAAGAUGUAGAUUCCAGACUUAAAGAUCAAGAACGUCUCACGGGCACCUGGGAAACACGCAUUUCUGAUCUAGAGAGAUACUCUCGCAGGUGGAAUUUGAGAUUGUUUGGAGUGCCUAAGACUUUCAAGGAAGAUAUAAGAUCCGAGGUCAUUCGAAUCUGCAGCGAGACUUAUCCCGAGGCCAAGAGCAGGUACCCUGAUGUUAUUGACACUGUGCAUCGGCUAGGGACGAGAGGUGACAGCACAAAACCUCGCGCCGUUAUCAUGCACUUCACCUCACGGGUUAUCCACGAUGCCUUAUGGAAAACUGCCAAGAAGUCCCAGUUUCUCAAAGACAACAACCCGCGCUUCGCAGAGGAUCUGACUUCGCUGGACCGGGAGAGAUGGAAGAGCUUGUGGCCCAGAGUGAGAGAGGCGAGGGCUGCUGGAAAAAUGGCCUAUUACGUCGGAGCGCGUGCGUUCAUUGAAGGUGUGGAGAUUGCUUUGUGAGUUCCAUCAUGAGGAUUGUGUGCUCUUUUCUAAGAUUGUGACUGUUAACUGUCACUAUUGCAUUUGAGCUAUCAUCGUAUUACAGCUGGACCUUUAAAAUG
This is a messenger RNA of Sinocyclocheilus grahami, 935 nucleotides long. RefSeq lists its product as uncharacterized. The transcript is spliced from 3 exons. Gene Ontology annotation, cellular component: cytosol; cytoplasm. The record is from RefSeq and is a predicted model, not a curated record. NCBI's taxonomy places the organism in Eukaryota, Metazoa, Chordata, Actinopteri, Cypriniformes, Cyprinidae. Gene Ontology annotation, molecular function: RIG-I binding. The coding region runs from base 1 to 834 and encodes 277 amino acids. Gene Ontology annotation, biological process: negative regulation of RIG-I signaling pathway.